Messenger RNA from Nerophis ophidion (straightnose pipefish), 1969 nucleotides. It is a transcript of the gene kcnj19a, whose product is annotated as potassium inwardly rectifying channel subfamily J member 19a. Gene Ontology annotation, cellular component: plasma membrane. Gene Ontology annotation, biological process: regulation of monoatomic ion transmembrane transport; potassium ion import across plasma membrane. NCBI's taxonomy places the organism in Eukaryota, Metazoa, Chordata, Actinopteri, Syngnathiformes, Syngnathidae. The record is from RefSeq and is a predicted model, not a curated record. The coding region runs from base 276 to 1817 and encodes 513 amino acids. The transcript has 3 exons. Gene Ontology annotation, molecular function: G-protein activated inward rectifier potassium channel activity.
CUAUAGACGUGGGGAGUUCCACGGCUCAAAGCGCACAUCUCCACUGUCCGGAGCCUCACGCAAACCGGAAUCGAUUCGGAUUUUAAAGCAAUUAAGUAGUUAAUUAAGAUGACUAUUUGGAUUUAAACACAAUUAAAUGAGUUUUGGCGCAAUAAAGUGCGCGCGCGUCAAAGUGACCAUGGCGACUUUUACGCGUUGCCGCUCGUAAGUUUGGAGGCGAGAAGGGGGAAAAAAGAUGGACGAGUCACUCACCCUCUAACGCGAGAGGAGCUCCGAUGGCGGCACUUCGCAGGAAAUUCGGCGAGGACUACCAGGUGGUGAACACCAACCGGGCCGGCGCCUUCUCUGCGCCGGUGAAGAAGAAGCGGCAGCGCUUCGUGGAGAAGAAUGGCCGCUGCAACGUGCAACACGGGAACCUGGGCGGCGAGACCAGCCGCUACCUGUCGGACCUUUUCACCACCCUGGUGGACUUGAAGUGGCGCUGGAACCUGCUCAUCUUCAUCCUCACCUACACGGUGGCCUGGCUGGUGAUGGCGUUCAUGUGGUGGGUCAUCGCCUACAUCCGGGGGGACCUCAACCACGGCCACGACGCGUCCUACACGCCGUGCGUGGCCAACGUCUACAACUUCCCCUCCGCCUUCCUCUUCUUCAUCGAGACCGAGGCCACCAUCGGCUACGGGUACCGCUACAUCACGGAGAAGUGUCCGGAGGGCAUCAUCCUCUUCCUCUUCCAGUCGCUGCUGGGCUCCAUCGUGGACGCCUUCCUCAUCGGCUGCAUGUUCAUCAAGAUGUCGCAGCCCAAGAAGCGCGCCGAGACGCUGAUGUUCAGCCAGGACGCGGUGGUCUCGCAGCGGGACGGCAAGCUGUGCCUCAUGUUCCGGGUGGGCAACCUGAGGAACAGCCACAUGGUGUCCGCGCAGAUCCGCUGCAAGCUCAUCAAGUCCCGCCAGACGCCCGAAGGCGAGUUCCUGCCGCUGGACCAGUGUGAGCUGGACGUGGGCUUCGGGACGGGAGCAGACCAGCUCUUCCUGGUCUCGCCUCUCACCAUCUGCCACGAAAUCAACCCCAAGAGUCCCUUUUUCGACCUGUCCCAGCGCUCGCUGACCAACGAGCAGUUUGAGAUCGUGGUGAUCCUGGAAGGCAUCGUGGAGACCACCGGCAUGACCUGCCAGGCGAGGACCUCAUACACCGAGGAUGAGGUCCUGUGGGGCCAUCGAUUCCUGCCCGUGAUGUCCUUGGAGGAGGGCUUCUUCCGAGUGGACUACUCCCAAUUCCACAGCACAUUCGAAGUCCCCACCCCGCCUUAUAGCGUCAAAGAGCACGACGAGAAGAACUCCCUGCCUUCCCCGCUUUCCACGCCGGCGCUAACCGAGAGCCACGGCACGCGGCGCGGCCGUGUCUUCUCCGUGGAUUGCAUCAACGCGUCGGACGACAGGGGGCGUCACGGAGGCGCCGGGAGCCGGCCUCCGAGCAAACUGCAGAGGAUCAGCUCGUCCGGCAAGGAGGACCUGCAGAGAAAAGUGCUGAUGCUGACCUCGCAGCACCCGGAGAAGGCGUGCAGCACGGGCGACCUCCCGCUCAAGCUGCAGCGCCUUGGUUCGUCGUCCGGGCCCGAGGACGAGAACCGGCUGCAGCUCAAGUCUCUCAAAGUGGGUUUCGAGCCCAUGACCCAGUCCACAGGAGACCUGUACCAGCACGGCCUCACGCCCACGCCGCCCCCGGUGGCGGUCCCCGUUCGCAGCCCUCUGCUGUCGGCGGGCAGGAGGCCGGAGGACAAUUUACCCGCCAAACUUCGCAAGAUGAACGCCGAGCGCUGAUGGAGCACAGGAAGUCAACCUUGCAAAGCAGCUUGUUUGUAAAUCAAACAAUGAACUUUCCUCUCUGCUGGGACAUGUCUUUGCACAGAUGGACCCUGCACGAAAAUCAUCACUUGUUAGGAAAUCUUAGUUUUAUCUAUGAAUAAAUUAUA